GAGCUUGGGACCAGUCGCCGGUAGGAGUUGGAGUGCUGUCGCCAGAUCCUGUAGCAGAGAAUAAAUAUGGCAGAGCUUUCUGAGCCAGAAAGACCAGUAAAUUGGAAAGAAAGAUGUAUGGCUCUGGAGUCUCAGCUCAUGAAAUUUAGAGUUCAAGCAAGCAAGAUACGAGGACUCUUAGCAGAAAAAAUGCAACAGCUUGAGAGACAAGUUAUUGAUGCUGAACGUCAAGCAGAAAAAGCUUUUCAACAGGUACAAGUUAUGGAAGAGAAAUUAAAUGCCGCGAAUAUUCAAACCAGUGAAUCAGAGAUGAAGUUAUAUAAAAAGUGUCAAGAUCUAGAGUCUUUUCUCCAGGAAAAAGAUGACAUCAUUCAAAACUUGGAACUGCAACUUGAAGAGCAGAAACAAAUACGAACACAAGAAGCUAAAAUAAUAGAAGAGAAAGCAGCUAAGAUCAAAGAGUGGGUAACCAUUAAGUUAAAUGAGCUAGAAUUAGAGAAUCAGAAUCUUCGUUUGAUCAACCAAAACCAAACUGAAGAGAUAAAAUUAAUACAGUCAAGAUUACAAGAAGUUCAAGGGAAGAAGUCGUCCACUGUCACUACAACUAAGUCUUCAGAAGGACAACGCCUGAGCAGUUUGACAUUUGGGUGCUUUUCUUCCCGAGCAAAGAGUCCUCCUCAAGCAGUAAAAGCUGAGGAAAUGGGCAAAAUAUCAUCUAAAGAGCCUGAGUUUCUGGAAGGAAAGGACUCAGCAGAAGCAGACAUUGUAGAGAAAUCAGCUGAUAAUCAAGUCCAAGAAAUCAACAGAAACCAAAGAACAUUGCAUGAAACCCCUUGCAGCUUAGAGCAGAACCGGAAAUCAAGAGCAAGCUUUGCGACAGAUGGCAGUCUGUCCCAGAAUUCUGGUGCUCCAGUGAGUGACUGGAGUUCUGAGGAGGAAGAUGGGAGCAAAGGAAGAUCCAAGUCCAGACCUACAUCCACCCUUUCCAGUCACACGUCAGAGGAAGGUGCCCAAUGUGGCCGGAUGGGAAGUGAAGCAUAUUUGACAGCAUCUGAUGACAGUAGUUCUAUAUUUGAAGAAGAGACUUUUGGCAUAAAGAGACCAGAACACAAGAAGCUUUAUUCUUGGCAACAGGAGGCACAGUGGAAGGCUCAGAAUAGACUUCUUGAAAAGGGAAAUUCUGAAACAAGUAAGAAGGAGCAAGAUAGUUCCUCAGAUGAACUGAAUAAAAAGUUUCAAUCCCAAAGACUGGAUUAUUCAUCCUCAUCAAGUGAGGCCAACACUCCAAGUCCUAUUUUGACCCCAGCUUUAACUCCAAAGUAUGCUAACUCACUCCCUGGAAAAGGAGCACAAGUAGCACCUUCAUCACACGUGCUGUCGCCUAAGUUAAGGAUUCCUAAUGUUUUCAGUAUAAGUGUAGCACUCACCAAAAGGCACUUAAGCCAGCCACAGUUAAGUUCUGACAGGAUGUUUGGUACAAACAGAAAUGCCAUAAGCAUGAUACGACCACUGAGACCUCAGGAAACUGAUCUUGAUCUACUUGAUGGCGACAGUGCAGAACAUGUAGAGAAUAUGGAUACAAGCUGUGAUGAUGGAUUAUUUACUCAGGACUCUCCGGAAUCUCCAUAUUUAGACCACCAGGAAGUCAGCGACUUGGCAAAGAAGGCCGCAUGCAACAAACCUCCCACUCCUCCCCUGCACCGGUUUCCCUCUUGGGAAAGCAGAAUUUAUGCUGUAGCCAAAUCAGGAAUUCGAAUGUCUGAGGCCUUCACUAUGGAAAACACUAAUAAAAAUGCUGCUACCAUGCUUUCCUGCACCACAUCAGGACUUUAUACAUCUCUGAUAUACAAGAAUCUGACCACUCCGGUCUAUACAACGUUGAAGGGGAAGGCAACCCAAAUAAGCAGCAGCCCUUUCCUGGAUGAGUCUUCUGGCUCCGAGGAAGAGGACAGCUCCAGGUCCAGCUCACGGACAUCAGAAUCAGACUCGCGCAGCCGCAGUGGGCCCGGCAGCCCCAGAGCCAUGAAACGAGGGGUGUCUGUUUGUUCUGUGGCUUCUGAAAGUGAUUAUGCUAUCCCUCCUGAUGCCUAUGCCACAGACACAGAAUGCUUACAGCCAGAGCAGAAGCUUCCUAAAACCUGCUCAUCUUCCAGUGACAGUGGGAAAAAUGAGCCACUGGAAAAAUCUGGCUAUCUACUAAAAAUGAGUGGUAAAGUAAAGACUUGGAAGCGGAGAUGGUUUGUUCUUAAAGGUGGCGAAUUACUGUACUACAAAUCUCCAAGCGAUGUAAUUAGGAAACCUCAGGGCCAUAUUGAACUCAAUGCAUCCUGCAGUAUUUUAAGAGGAGAUAAUAAACAAACUGUGCAGCUGACCACUGAAAAACACACAUACUAUCUGACUGCUGAUUCUCCCAAUAUAUUGGAUGAAUGGAUUAAAGUGUUACAGAAUGUUCUUCGAGUACAAGCUGCUAACCCACUUUGCCUGCAGCCUGAGGGAAAACCAACAAUGAAGGGAUUGCUUACUAAGGUAAAACAUGGCUACUCCAAGAGAGUCUGGUGUACACUUGUUGGAAAGACAUUAUAUUAUUUUCGUAGUCAAGAGGAAAAGUUUCCUUUAGGUCAGAUCAAACUCUGGGAGGCGAAAGUUGAAGAGGUGGACAGGUCCUGUGAUUCAGAUGAAGAUUAUGAAGCCAGUGGACGUAGUUUGUUAUCCACUCAUUACACCAUCGUUAUCCACCCCAAAGACCUAGGUCCUACUUACCUCCUAAUUGGAUCCAAACAUGAAAAGGACACUUGGCUUUAUCAUCUGACUGUUGCAGCUGGAAGUAACAAUAUAAAUGUUGGAUCUGAAUUUGAACAACUGGUUUGCAAAUUGCUUAACGUAGAAGGGGAACCUUCUUCCCAGAUAUGGCGACACCCCACUUUGUGUCACAGCAAAGAAGGAAUCCUGUCCCCUCUUACCACAUUGCCUUCUGAAGCUCUACAGACAGAAGCUAUUAAGUUAUUUAAGACCUGCCAGCUUUUUAUAAAUGCAGCAGUUGAUUCUCCUGCAAUUGAUUACCAUAUAUCUCUAGCCCAGAGUGCUUUGCAAGUCUGUCUCACACAUCCUGAGCUACAGAAUGAAAUUUGCUGUCAACUUAUUAAACAGACAAGACGGAGGCAGCCACAGAAUCAACCAGGACCAUUGCAGGGCUGGCAGCUCUUGGCACUGUGUGUUGGCCUCUUCCUUCCCCUUCAUCCUUUCCUGUGGCUCCUCAGGCUCCAUCUAAAGAAGAACGCAGAUUGCAGGACAGAAUUUGGGAAAUACGCUAUUUACUGUCAGCGAUGUGUAGAAAGAACUCAACAAAAUGGUGAUCGUGAAGCAAGACCCUCUAGAAUGGAAAUUCUUUCAACACUUCUUCGAAACCCUUAUCAUCAUUCUUUGCCCUUUAGCAUACCGGUGCACUUCAUGAAUGGGAUAUAUCAGGUAGUUGGGUUUGAUGCAUCCACCACAGUGGAAGAAUUUUUGAACACUUUGAACCAAGAUACAGGAAUGAGGAAACCUGUACAGUCUGGAUUCGCGUUGUUCACUGAUGAUCCAUCUGGCAAAGACCUAGAGCACUGUCUUCAAGGAAACAUCAAGAUUUGUGACAUUAUUUCUAAAUGGGAACAGGCAUCCAAAGAACAGCAGCCUGGGAAAUGUGAAGGCACAAGAACUGUUCGUCUUACUUACAAAAACAGACUAUAUUUCUCAGUGCAAGCUCAUGGAGAGACUGAUAGAGAAAAGUUGCUGUUAACGUAUCAGACAAAUGAUCAAGUAAUGAACGGCCUUUUCCCUCUGAGCAAGGAUCUGGCAUUAGAAAUGGCAGCUCUUUUAGCUCAGGUGGAGAUUGGAGAUUUUGAAAGACCUUUCUCAACUCCAGCAGGGCCUGUUACCAAUCAGUGCAAAUCAAAUCAGACUCUCAAACAAGUCCUAGAGAAAUUUUAUCCUAAAAGGUAUAGAGAUGGCUGCUCUGAAGAGCAGUCGAGGCAACUUUACCAGAGACUAUCAACCAGAUGGAUGGCCCUCCGGGGACACAGUGCUGCCGACUGUGUGCGAAUUUAUUUGACAGUCGCCAGGAAGUGGCCAUUCUUUGGUGCCAAGUUGUUUUUUGCUAAACCCUUAACUUCAUCAUCAACCCUUGGAAAUACUGUCAUAUGGCUGGCUAUAAACGAGAAUGGUUUAAGCAUUUUAGAACAUAACUCCAUGAGAUUAAUAGUCAGCUAUUUAUACAAAAGUCUGAUGACCUUUGGAGGUUAUCAAGAUGAUUUUAUGAUAGUCAUUAAUACAAAUUCAAAAGACAAGCCAACGGAGAAAUUACUGUUCGCCAUGGCAAAACCCAAGAUUCUUGAAAUCACUCUUUUGAUCGCCAGUUACAUCAACAAUGCUUAUCAGCAAAAGGCAGCGAUUCACCACCUCUCUGCUCCAGCACUGCUCUCCACCAGGGCGCCCGGACCCCAAACUGGGACAGUAGGAGGCCAGCCCCUGCUGUCAGGCAGCAGACCCACCAAAGGCCCCACCUUACUCUAACGGCUCCAGAAUCUGACUGUUCACUGCUUGUCCUCUGAACAGAGGCUGCAACCAAGUUUGUUUACAUCCUGCCAUUGUGGCACCCACAUACCAGCAUUCCAGACUUUAGCAAUAUGAGGUUACACUCUCUUAGCUGACUCUUAAAUAUUUGAAUAACAAUAAAACAUAAAUAAGAUAUUGGCCAAGCUUAUUUUCUUAGAUUAAAUAGGUUAGAAUUCUUCCCCCCUCGUCUUUUCUUCCUGGCCAAGAGAGACAUCAUGCUUAUUUUUUUAUUUUAUUUUUUUUACAUUUAAACAUUCUGGCAGUGUUUAAAAGGAAAGUUCCAAACUCUCAUUUGGUAAACCAGUUGAUUAUUUGGAAAAGCUCACUGCCAAAUAUGAAGGUUCUAUGAUUGAAUGUGCUUUUAAUUAAUGAGAUAGUGUUUGGAAAGGAGUGAGGUACUGUUAUAAGAAUAAAUUUUUAGAGCAAGUGCAAUAAAGUUUCAGGCUCUAUGAAUCAUUACAUGACAAAACAGGAGUUAGGUAACCAGACCCUGUGGGUAUUAGAAAGUAUACCUUGUCACCUUUGCUGACCACUGGAGUAUAAAGUUUCAAGAGAUACAGUGAUUCCUGGCAUUCCUUGGCUGUUGUCAGCAUAGCACAAGUUCACUGGAAUAUUGCCCCACAUUUCAUUGCAUUUGGUGCUAAGUCAACUUGACCUUGCUUUGUUAAAUAAUAGUAUCUUUCAAAGAAAAGUCAGUUCAUAAAGCUUUGCCUUUCAUCUAGUCCUUCCUGAUUAUAGUGUGAAGAUAAAUCUCUCAUUUUUGGGGUUGUUUGUUUGUUUGUUUGUUUGAGACAGGGUUUUACUUUGUAUCCUAGACUAGCAUUGAACUCACUAUGUACCCCAGGCUGGCUUCAAACAUCCUCCUGUCUUUGCCUCCUGAGUACAAGCAUUACAGGCAUGUCAUUAAAAAAAAAAAAUCUGGUUAGCAAAUGCAAGGCCUCAUAUAUACUAGGUUGGUACUCUACCACUGAUCUCCAGCUCCAGCAAAAAUAUUUUUUUAAAGAAAAGUUUAUGUCAGGUACUUGUGGUUCUCAUACCUGUCACCAUAGCAACUUUGGAGGCUUAGGUUCAGCGGAUCAAAGUCAGUCCACCAUAAAAAUUCCAUGACCCCUUCUCCAAAAUAAUUGGCAAAAAGCAAGGCUCAGAAGGGGGAGCUUCAGCAAGCAAACUUGAAGGGUGGGGCCUAAGAUUAAAUCUAAGGUAGUGCAAAGAAAAAGGAAGAAAGGAAGAGAAAAGGAAAAGAAGCAAAUAUUCUUCCCACAAAGGAAGUAAAAUUUUAAUUGAAAUUAAAUUGAAAUAUAUUACUUUACUAGGUUACAUAAGUGGUCAGUAUAUUCCAGUGUGUGUCAAAAUGGUGUAAUUAGUAUUCAUGAUAAAAAUGAAACUGUGAUAAGUCAUGAAAAUUAUAGAAAUGUUUAAUAGUAAUCAUGAAUAUCCUUAAUUUAUGUGUAGAAUAUUUGUAUUUAUUUUUGGAUAUGUAUGUGUCACUUUGUGUGUCUUAUUUUUUAACCCGUUUGAGAAAAAUACUAGCUGCUGAGUUAAUUUCUUGUCAGAACCUUCAUAUUUUCUUUGCUGUUUUCUCACUGUGGCAAUGUAUUGUUCACUAAGCCUUUUAAAAGUCAGCCUUGAAGGAACAGAGCCAAGAAAUACAUUGCCCAAGUAAUAGUGUGUAUUAUUGGCAAUGAUAAGAUUUCUUAAAACAUAUAGAAAUGAAUUUCCCUUAACUAUUUCCCCUAUAGUUUUUGAGCCAUAAUCACUCACUGAGUAAACAAAUAUGUUUUUGAGAAUAAACUGAUAACAAAUGUGGAAGAACUCUCAGAGGAGUCUUUUGUCUGUGAUUAAGUAGCAUUCCAGAGCUCCCAGAAAUCCAUUUCAUAGUCAUUAGCUGGUGAGCCAGAGGUUUUGCAAGGCUGUUAACUAUGUGCAAAAAUUUUAUUCUCAGGCAAUAGUUUAUUCACCAUCUAGUGAGCCCUUCUACCUUUUCAAACCCUCUAACUUAAAAACUAAGUUGUGAAGGCAUAGCUCAAACCGUAGUACCUUAGACUUGGCAUUUAGUUUUGAUAGAACUAAAAUAAAAUAUUUUGAUGGAAAGAAAUCAAUUUUCUGUAACUGAUGAUGUGAAAAUUUUUUCUUUUCUAUAGCCAUUUAAAAAUUCAAAGUAUGUUAUUCAAGAGAAUGUUUGAUGUUUAAUUGUAAUAUUUGUCUCCUAUCAUUUUCUUUCCUUUCAAUCAUAAUAAAUGAUUUACAAAACCCAA
Molecule: messenger RNA, 6845 nt
Organism: Dipodomys spectabilis (banner-tailed kangaroo rat)
Lineage: Eukaryota; Metazoa; Chordata; Mammalia; Rodentia; Heteromyidae
Gene: Plekhh2
Product: pleckstrin homology, MyTH4 and FERM domain containing H2
Exons: 30
Coding region: 67-4548 (1493 amino acids)
Biological process (GO): negative regulation of actin filament depolymerization
Cellular component (GO): cytoplasm; cytoskeleton
Molecular function (GO): actin binding
Source: RefSeq, a predicted model, not a curated record